AUGUCUGAAAAAAAUAUUAAGAAUCGAAAAAACCAGAUGAAUCCACACGCUUCUGGCAAAAAGAGUUUCGCUUUAGUCCGUAAUAAGCUGGAGAAAGAUAAGGAGACAGUAUCAUCUAAGGAUCUCUGUGUGUUUACAAGAACAAGAAAAUCCGAGCGUUUGUACAAGACUUCGAAUGAAAAUACUACUGGUAAAAUUGCUGAAAUGGAGGAGAUUGAAAAACAAAUGAGCAUAAAUGAUGAGUAUGUUGAUGCAUUUUCAAGCGUCAUGGGUCCUGAACAUCCGGGAUGUAAAAUGGAGAAACAAAUGGAGGAACAAAAGAAAACAGGGAGACAAGAAGUUAUUGCAGAUGUAAUUGCACAACUUAAGCAUGCGGGAUUAAUUGAUCCUAACAUACUGAAAAUGGAGAAACAAAUGGAGGAACAAAAGAAAACAGUGAGACAAGAAGUUAUUGCAGAUGUAAUUGCACAACUUAAGCAUGCGGGAUUAAUUGAUCCUAACAUACUGGCAACAUUGUCCAUUCCUUCCCCAAGAGAAUCUACUUCUAUUCAAGGGGCUGAGCAAGGUGAUGAAAUCGAAAAAGGUGAUGAAAGAUGUAGUGAAGACCUGACAUAG
Molecule: messenger RNA, 615 nt
Organism: Solanum stenotomum
Lineage: Eukaryota; Viridiplantae; Streptophyta; Magnoliopsida; Solanales; Solanaceae
Exons: 6
Coding region: 1-615 (204 amino acids)
Source: RefSeq, a predicted model, not a curated record